CGCCGAGGCCCCGCCCCCCCGCCCCAUUGUCCUCCACAAAGCGGUCGCCGCCCCGGGCCCGCUCCUGUGCCUCCUGCUGCCGCCACCCGGCCGGAGCCCGGGCCGCUCCUCCUCUUCCUCCCGCUCCGGACGCUGGCCUGGCCCUGCGGGGCCCCGGACUCGGGCCACCAUGGCCACCGUCCCGGACUGGAAGCUGCAGCUGCUAGCCCGGCGCCGGCAGGAGGAGGCGGCCGUCCGGGGUCGGGGGAAGGCGGAGCAGGAGCGCCUGUCCCAGAUGCCAGCCUGGAAGCGGGGACUCCUGGAGCGGCGCCGCGCCAAGCUCGGUCUCCCCCCAGGGGACCUGGGCCCUGGGCCUGAAAACUCGGAGCCUGGCCCUCCGGAGCCGGACGAGUCUGCCGUCCUGCUGGAGGCCAUCGGGCCGGUGCACCAGAACCGAUUCAUCCGGCAGGAGCGGCAGCAGCAGCAGCAGCGGCAUGAGGAGCUCUUGGCAGAGAGGAAGCCCUGGCCACUGGAGCCCAGAGAGUGGAGACCCAGCGCUGGGGAAUCACAAGACCAGAGCCCCAAGGGAAAAGAGGCCAGAGAAGAGAGGCUGAGUCCCAGAGAGGCCAGGGACAGGAGACCAGGGACCGGGGCAGCCCGGGAGUGCAGCCCCAAACCUGUAGAAUCCCAAGACUGGAGGCAGAGCCCGGGAGAGGGUGGAGACCAGAACUCCAGGAUGCCUGAGGCGCAGAGGUGGAGGCUGAGCCCGGCUGAUGCCCUGGAGCCCAGAGUGCAGAGUCCCAGGAGCUUCGAGGUGGCAGAGAGUAAACCGGGCCCCGGGGAGUCUGACAGCCGGAACCCGGGCCUGGCAGAGGCCUGUAUGGGGCAGCCUGGCCCCGGAGCAGCCCAGGAGCAGAGCUCAGUGCAGCUGGAGGCAGUGGACUGGAGGCUGCACCCAGGAGGAGAGAGCAUAGACCUCGCGGAGGAAUGUAGGGGGCAAGGAGAGAGCCCCGCUCCAUGGGUGCCUCCGGAGGAGAUCUCGGGGUCCCCAGGAACUCCCCUGAGCAAAGACUUUCAGGACAGCGUCUGCAGAAGCCUGGGGGCGGCAAAGCAGAGGCCCGGCCCUGCGGAGGAUGGAGACAGCAGCCCGAGGCCGAGCGAAGGGUGGAAGUGGACGCUGAGCUCUGGGAAGGCUCGGGAGUGGACUGCCAGGGACACAGAGGCUCCAAGUCCUAAACCAGAACUGCAGCCUCGGGUUGUGGAAGCUGGGGACAGGGAGGCAGAGGAGGAGCUGGAGGGGUUGGCCAAGGAGGAGGGGGCUCUGAGCAGGCCUCAGAGAGCCCCGCAGGGCUGCAGCUCUGUGCCCUCCCCCCUGCCACCAGAGGACGCUGGGAGCCCAGCAGGCUCCUCGGGGCAGCAGCAGGAAGAGGAAGCAGCACAGCUGCAGCCCCCACCCCCAGCCCCAGCUGCCCCCCAGCCCUCCGGGGAUCCCCUGAUGAGCCGCCUGUUCUAUGGGGUAAAGGCAGGGCCGGGGGUGGGGGCCCCGCGCCGCAGUGGGCACACCUUCACGGUCAACCCCCGCCGGUCGAUGCCCCCUGCUACCCCAGCCACCCCGGCCCCCAGUGACGCUGACGCUGCGGUCCCUGCAGCUGGAAAGAAGCGGUACCCAACUGCGGAGGAGAUCUUGGUUCUGGGCGGCUACCUCCGUCUAAGCCGCAGCUGCCUCGCCAAGGGGUCCCCUGAGAGACACCACAAACAGCUCAAGAUCUCCUUCAGCGAGACGGCCCUGGAGACCACGUACCAGUAUCCCUCUGAGAGCUCGGUGCUGGAGGAGCUGGGCCCGGAACCCGAAGUGCCCAGCGCCUCCGCGGCCCUGCCCGACGACGAGGAGGACGAGGACGAGCCGCCGCUGCUGCCGCCCGGGCUUCGGGGCGGGCUGCGCACCAAGGCGCUGCUCGUAGAUGAGUCCUGCCGGCGGUGACGUCUUUGUGCGCGGGCGCUGUGCACUCCGACCUUCCUGGACGAACAUGACCCUAGCCACCUACCCCGGGGCGCCCUGAGCCUGUGUGCAAGGGCUGCCCCCACCUCAAGUUUACACGGCGCCUCUGCCCUGCGAGCGCCCCACCCCACCCCACCCCCCGCUUUCCCAGUAUUACUGUGCCUCAGUUUCUCCGGGCGGGAAGGCUGUGCCUCGCCGGCGCCCACGAGUGCGUUGUGAUCCCCCUAGCGGCCCGUGCCUGAACUGCAGCAGCGCGGAGCCUUCCCGCCGCUCUGGACCCGGCCCGGGCUGCCUGGAUUUUUUACCUUUCUGUAAUAAAAUGGAGCACGCUCCGGC
Molecule: messenger RNA, 2314 nt
Organism: Cavia porcellus (domestic guinea pig)
Lineage: Eukaryota; Metazoa; Chordata; Mammalia; Rodentia; Caviidae
Gene: Ppp1r18
Product: protein phosphatase 1 regulatory subunit 18
Exons: 4
Coding region: 170-1960 (596 amino acids)
Molecular function (GO): phosphatase binding
Source: RefSeq, a predicted model, not a curated record